Messenger RNA from Eucalyptus grandis, 653 nucleotides. RefSeq names its product histone H3.2. Lineage: Eukaryota; Viridiplantae; Streptophyta; Magnoliopsida; Myrtales; Myrtaceae. Gene Ontology annotation, cellular component: nucleosome. The coding region runs from base 82 to 492 and encodes 136 amino acids. Gene Ontology annotation, molecular function: protein heterodimerization activity; DNA binding; structural constituent of chromatin. The record is from RefSeq and is a predicted model, not a curated record. The transcript has a single exon.
UCAGAUUCAAUCGCUUUCUCUCUCAAUUUUCCCGAGAAAAUAAAUUUCCGAGAAAGAGGAAAGGAAAGUUCGCCGAUCGGAAUGGCUCGCACGAAGCAGACGGCCCGGAAGUCCACCGGCGGCAAGGCCCCGAGGAAGCAGCUGGCGACCAAGGCGGCCAGGAAGUCGGCCCCGGCGACCGGCGGGGUCAAGAAGCCGCACAGGUUCAGGCCCGGCACGGUGGCGCUGAGGGAGAUCAGGAAGUACCAGAAGAGCACGGAGCUGCUGAUCCGGAAGCUGCCGUUCCAGCGGCUGGUGAGGGAGAUCGCCCAGGACUUCAAGACCGACCUCCGGUUCCAGAGCAGCGCCGUCGCGGCCCUCCAGGAGGCGGCGGAGGCGUACCUGGUCGGGCUGUUCGAGGACACCAACCUGUGCGCCAUCCACGCCAAGCGGGUCACCAUCAUGCCCAAGGAUAUCCAGCUCGCCAGGAGGAUCCGGGGAGAGAGGGCUUAGUAGAAAGACGUGUGUUUUAGGUCUUCAUCGUUUUAGGGGGUGUUUGAUUGUAGCGGGAGAGGUCGAUAUCUUUUGUGGGUUAAUUAUGGAGGCUUUGAAUCGUUGUUAUGUAGGUGUACAUGAUUGAACAUCAAUGGAAUGUGGGUUCGUUUCACUUUGGA